GUACAAACCACAUACAAGUUUGUUAAAUGUAGUAUACAGCUGAGACAAUGGGAAGUUAAUCUGGCCGGCCGUAGACGUAAUCGAUGAGGUCAACUCCUAAUUUUCAGAGCAGUUCAAGCAAUUGCUCUCUUUGUCAUCGUCAGUUGUGAAAUCAGUGACUGACUUCUUCUUCGUUGUAUUUGAAAUAAAGUGAGCAUGUGUAUGGAGGUAACACAGGACUAAAGACUUGGAAGACUAUCUUCAGGAUUUGUAUGUGGAUUAAUCGGGAAGUAGAAGGAUAUUUUACAUCAUCCUGUCAAGAAUUAUUAGUCGACCCCACGUCAUUGUCUAUCACCCCGAGGACUGAGAGUUCAUCUAGUUGAUGACUGUACGAGCUCACCAGACCUGGUCUUCUGACGACAUCAGGGACAUCUUUCAUCUUCUGCUGUACUUGUAUGUGGUGGCGAUUACUCAUAGCUUGGUCAUAACACCUUGGUUUCUCUUUAAUAAGAAGUUGGCAUUCCCUCAUGCUGUGUGAUCAACACGUGACUAACCUUCUAUCCAUUCAUGCUGACAGGGGAGUGUAGAUUAAACAGGGAAGCUCGGCAAGGAAUGGUGAACCUCUUCUGCUCAGAACUUGACAUCUUUAUUUGUGACUGAGGAGAAGCAGGAGGGAGUGUGGUACUUUCCCUUUUUUGUUUGGAGUGGGUUUAAUAUUUCACUGUCCUCAACCUCCAAAUAGUUGGACUUCAUAACUGCUACAAAAGGAGGAGAAGUUGAAAAUAUAUGCAUCUUCGAUAGUAUUAAAGAUAAAAGAUACUUUUCAAGAGAUUCGACCAGUGGAACAGUCACCGAAACCUUGAUAAUUAGGAAGGUCUUCACCUUCAGCAACGCACAACUUUGUGACUGAGUGGGAUACAUGUAGAGACAAUUAGCUUUGAAUAUUAAACAUCAAGGAAUCGGUUCAGUCUGCACUGAGGAUGGGCUUUGAAGUGCAUUUUCCUUUGAUUUGAUAGAAAGUGACACUUGACAAGAACUCCACGAUGGAUAUAAGGAUAGCAGUGCAGGAGAAAUUGAACACUGCCGCCGGGGAGCAGUGCAUUGACUAUUUGGAAGGGACGCUUGUUCCUGAUUGGUUACAGGGCAAGCGAUUGCUAGCCCUUGUCCAUUGCCCAACGGCAGCAAGAGGAGUUGGCGAACAAGGACUUCUGAUUUUCACCAGACCCGACAUCAUAAAGCAGAGCAGUGAUAUCAUACUCGUCCGUGCACUCCCAAUCAAGGGAGAUUUCAGCUACACAAUAGCAUGGCCUUCCUCAGAAACCCUUGCGAGGGACCAAGCAAUGGUGAGGGCGCACAUCAAGACUGCAGAGGCCAAUCUGGUCAUUGAGGUCCCCUUUGCUCAACGAUCUUCAAAUUUCUUUAACAAUGUGAAGAAAUCAAUGACAGCUUGUCUUGAAAAGGUGAAGCAGGGUAUUGUCCCUCAGUUCUUCUGGAUGCAGCGCUACCAGCUCCAGAUCAAAGGAGCCAACGCCCAGCAACAACCAACCCCUGACCUCAACCUCUCCACGACCACGUCGACAGACCCCUUUGGGAUGUCCUCCUUCGCCCCUCUCUCUUCCCCCGUCUCCCCCCAAGCUGCUCCAGUGGCACCCUCCACCACCACCACCACCACCACCACCAACCCUACUGCCAGUACUAACCCAUUCAUGCCCCAUGCUAAAACCAUGCCCCUCCUCGAUGCAGGGGGCGUCAACCAACCCCCUCCUCCGUCCAUGAAUCGUGUGACCUCCGACCCCGUGCUGCACGGCUACGUCAACCUUCAAGCGCAGAGUGAGCUGGCGUCGGAGCAGAAUCUAUUAGACAGUACUGUUGGCACGGCCCCUACAAGUAAAAUGGUACAUCCCAAGGCCCCAGCGAUGUCUUCAACAUCAGAAGCAUGGAGGAUAUCACAAGACUUUGGUAAUAAUGCUGAUGGUUCUUCAUCUUCUUCAACCUCCUCAUCGUCAUCUUCAUCAUCAACAUCAUCGACAUCUAGUGUAGACAAAGUAGGUUUACCUGGAUCUGGGUUUGAGGAUCAUUUUGGGAGUCUGAUUUUAGACAGCAAUGGUCGGUUGCAUGCACAGGACGAUCACUUUGAAGAGGAAAAGAAAGGGAGUACCUUCUAUACCAACUUAGAUGGACACACCUUAGAGGCACCCAAGACAUCCCUAAUGGGUUCUCAACCUGAUAUAGAUACCUUGGGUUACGCGUCUGUCAAGCCUUUCAAACCGGCAGGCAUAAGAGAAGAGAUCUUGAAAAGACGAGAAGCAGAGUACACAUUUCCACAUGAUUUCAGGGUCUUUGUUGGGACAUGGAACGUGAACGGAAAGGGAGCGACGGAGGACUUGAGGCACUGGUUAGCAGCAGACCCCAAGCCUCCUGACAUGUAUGCCAUAGGUUUCCAGGAGUUAGAUCUCAGCAAGGAAGCUUUCCUCUUCAACGAUUCCAUCAGGGAGGAGGAGUGGCAUAAACGGGUCGUCAUGUGCCUUCAUCAAGAUGGCGUCUAUAUAAAGCUGAAGUUGAUCCGUUUAGUUGGUAUGAUGUUAUUAGUAUUCAUUCAAGAGAGACACUAUCCCUACAUCGAUGGGGUCAUAGCUGAAACGGUCGGUACAGGCAUCAUGGGGAAAAUGGGCAAUAAAGGGGCUGUGGCAGUGCGUUUCAGCUUCCACAACACAUCCUUCUGUUUCAUCAACUCUCAUCUGGCAGCCCACAUGGAGGAAUACGAGAGGCGUAACCAAGACUACCAUGAUAUCUGCGCCAGGUUGAAGUUUGAAAGGGAGAAUCAUCAGCCCCUUGGUGUAAUGCAACAUGAUGUUGUGAUAUGGAUGGGGGACCUGAACUACAGGAUCAAUGAUCUUGCCGUAGAUACAGUCAAAGCACUGAUAGACAACAACCACUUCAAAGAUCUACUCGUGCAGGAUCAGCUGAAUAGACAGAGGGAACUGUCUCGUGUUUUCAAGGGCUUUGAGGAAGCUACUAUAGGAUUCCGUCCAACCUACAAGUACAACUCUGGUAGUGAUGAAUGGGAUUCUAGUGAGAAGCAGCGUGUGCCAGCGUGGUGUGAUCGAAUCCUGCACCGCGGUGAUCGCAUCGUCCAGAAAGUUUACAGGAGUCAUAUGAAACUGAGACUGAGUGAUCACAAACCAGUCAGUGCUCUCUAUGACAUUGGGGUGAAGGUGGUGGAUGAGAAGAGGUUCCGUGAGGUCGUAGAGGAAGAAAUCAGAAAACUUGAUAGACAAGAGAACGAAGCAUUACCACAAGUUACGCUGGGUAGAAAUGAAUUGAAGCUAGGUGAGCUCCGCUUCAUGGAGGAAGUGGUUGAGAUGGUUGAAGUGGCAAACACCGGUCAGGUCAAUACCAUGGUGGAGUUUGUAGCCAAGCUGGACGACAAAUCACCUUGUAAACCAUGGCUCAAGGUAGAACCACAAUCAACGUUCAUGUUGCCAGGUGACAUGAUAGAGGUGAAGCUGACAGCAUUCAUUGAUAAGAACACUGCAGCAGCAUUCAAUGCAGGCAAAGACACUGUAGAAGAUAUUCUCAUUCUACAUCUAGAGAAUGGCAAAGACUACUAUAUCACAGUAACAGGUAGCUACAGACCAAGUAGCUUUGGAGCUUCAUUAGAAGGUUUAGUGAGGAUGCAUGAACCCAUACACGAGAUGACAACAAAGCAGGUGGUGGAUCUGGAAACCAAUCCAACUUCUACGCAGAAGACAUCAAGUGCAGAUUUCCAGAGUUAUGACAUUCCUAAAGAAAUUUGGAUGCUGGUUGAUUAUCUAUUCAGGAAUGGAAUUCACAAGGAGAACUUGUUUGGUCAAGAAGGUCUUCAUUCUGAAGUACUAGCCAUCAGAGACUUCCUUGAUACAGGCUUUCCAGAAGAGAUCCCUGGCAGUAUCCAUUCAGUAGCAGAGUCUCUUCUAGUGUUCCUGGCUAGUCUCAGGGAACCAGUCAUUCCGUACAAAUUCUAUCAGAAAUGCCUUGAUGGUGCCAACAACUUCACUUUGUGCAAGCAGAUCAUGAAACAACUACCAAGAUGUCACAGGAAUGUCUUCAAAUACCUGACAGCGUUAAUACGAGAGCUACUCAUGCACAGCGAUGACAACAGACUUGAUGCCAAAACAUUAGCAACCAUAUUUGGGGAGCUGUUCCUGCGCUGUCCACCAGAAGACAAAGAGAAGGAAGAUGCGUCCGUUAGGAACAGGACCACAAACAGACAACAGAUUACUCGCAAGAAAGCUACCUUCGUCUACCAGUUCAUCAUCAAUGAAUACGAUGAUUGAAGGCGUCUUCAUCAUCAUCAUCAUCAUCGUCCGACCAAUCUACUCGCAAGAAAGCAACCUUCGUCUACCAGUUCAUCAUCAAUGAAUACGAUGAUUGAAGGCAUCUUCAUCAUCCACAUCAUCAUCGUCUGACCAAUAUACUCGAAAGAAAGUAACCUUCGUCUACCAGUUCAUCAACAAUGAAUACGAUGAUUGAGGGCAUCUUCAUCAUCCUCAUCAUCGUCCGACCAAUCUACUCGCAAGAAAGCAACCUUCGUCUACCAGUUCAUCAUCAAUGAAUACGAUGAUUGAAGGCGUCUUCAUCAUCCUCAUCAUCAUUGUCUGACCAAUACACUCGCAAGAAAGCAACCUUCGUCUGCCAGUUCAUCAUCAAUGAAUACGAUGAUUGAAGGCAUCUUCAUCAUCAUCAUCAUCGUCCGACCAAUCUACUCGCAAGGAAGCAACCUUCGUCUACCAGUUCAUCAUCAAUGAAUACGAUGAUCGAAGGCGUCUUCAUCAUCCUCAUCGUCCGACCAAUAUACUCGCAAGAAAGCAACCUUCGUCUACCAGUUCAUCAUCAAUGAAUACGAUGAUUGAAGGCAUCUUCAUCAUCCUCAUCAUCAUCGUCCGACCAAUCUACUCGCAAGAAAGCAACCUUCGUCUACCAGUUCAUCAUCAAUGAAUACGAUGAUUGAAGGCGUCUUCAUCAUCCUCAUCAUCAUUGUCCGACCAAUAUACUCGCAAGAAAGCAACCUUCGUCUGCCAGUUCAUCAUCAAUGAAUACGAUGAUUGAAGGCAUCUUCAUCAUCAUCUUCAUUGUCGUCCGACCAAUCUCGAUGCUAUUUCAACCAGAGUGAUUCUUAUCAACCCUUUCCUGUCAUCCAAGGUUCAGCAGUUGUCCAAAAUAACAGUGAAAAAACAUGUAACUCAUAGCACAUUUUUUAUGGCAAACUUAUGAAUGCAUGAUUGUUGCUGAAGAAUAAACAUCAUGCAUUGAAAGAUAGUUUUCAUGAACAGGUGGCCGUUAUGAACAGCUUUUUGUAAUACCUGUGUAAAUGGGGUAAACUUUUCAAAGGACACCAAACCUACAUGUAGUUUGACCGCGUUCUAGACCGAUUUCUGCACGGAGAAUUGUGAAGCAUUGUGAUUCCAAGAAAGGGUCAUUGAGAAUAUCUGUUGGGAUUUGCCACUCACGGCACGGUUGGUGUUGAUAUUUGACCGAGAUGAUGCUCUAUCAAUCGCUCUGACCUAGGUUAACCCAUCAACUACUGGAACCGGUUGGUCCCUAUGGUAAUUGCCGUGUUCAGUAGGUGGCAGGUUAAGGGUUUAAAAUUUUGUGUAAGUUAAGUAUUCAGUUAACAUGAGGAAAUCAGCCACUGCAUUAUGUGAAUGAAAUAUAACAUAUAACCAUUUAAUAAUAUUAACGCUGAUAUUAGCUUGUAGGUUUUGGGCAUUGUUGGUAUUAGUCGAUUCCAUCAAUUUGUUUUUGUUAUUUUACCAAGAUAUCAAUGAAAUAAUUCAUUCUUCACCAAUAUGGCAUAGAAGACAAUUUUCAAAUGAUGUAUUUGUAUUAAAGGCUCUCUAUCUUUAUGGGAAAUGGUAAAUGUUGUUGAUUUUUACCUCAUUGCUAGAAAACAUGAAUGCUUGUAAGAAAGCAACCAGAGGACCGACGGCUUUAGGUCCUCUCCGAGGAGUGGAUUCCCGAAAUUGUGAAGAGAACUGGAAAUAACUAUGAUGCUACAUUGAUAGAGCACAGCUGACAAGCCAUCCUAUUAUAGACAUUUAUUCUGACUUAAUCAGUUUUAGGCAUUAUCAGCCAGGGAAAGGGAGAAUAUGACUUUAAUGUGUGAGGCAGUGUGUGGAAUAUAUAAUGCAUAACCUCGCACUUUUUUGUCAUAAAAAUCUCUAAUAUUUUUUUUCACUUUGUGUGAUUUGACAGCAUCUCGAUAAGCACCAAUGGUAUCAAAUCCCUGGUGAGAUGACUUGAAGGUUAAUUGAAUUAAUAGGUGUGUACUGUUUAAAUGUGCAAUGUGGAUAAUUGUGUGCUUUUGACAAAGCAAUCUAGCCACAUCUUUGAAGAAAAAACUACUUAUAUUUAUACAAAAUCUAACAAAGGUAUGCAUUGUGAAUUUCUCCAAAAAAAGAAUGAUCUACUUAUAUCUUAAUAUUAAAUCAUUCAGUAAGCAUUAAUCGUAACAGUAUAUGUGUUUUCUAUUUUGAUAUUCGAUCAAUCACAAAACCUGCUUCAACCUGAAAAUAAAUGCUGUUGAAUUUUCAAAUUCAAUCAGUUUCGGAUUUAGUCUGAUAAGAAACAAUCCUUUGGAGGGGAUAAACAUUAUGCACAAAUAAUUGUGCCCUCAAAAUGGAAUUGUAUCUUACAUAGACCUGUCACUGUCAAGUAUGUUGUUCAAGUUCAGUAGUUGUGUUCUACAAAUCCAACACAAGAUUCCAGCACUGAACUUAAAAUGGGUGUUGAAAUAAAGUGCCAGUGUGCAAUCCAGUUUAGGUGUUCCAGCUGGUAUUUGGUGUACCCCUAAAAUAAAAUGCACGAUGGCUUAGUUUGAAAACUAGCUCUAGACACAUUUGUGAAUUUUUCAAACAGAAUAUAUCUGAUUAUUCAGUACUAUCAAGAUUAAAGUUUAUUUUUAGUGUAAAUCAGAUAGAUUACUACUAGAUAUGCUAUAUAUAUGUAUAAAUAUUGAAUAUUUAUUUGCAAGCAGAAGGCGUAGCAAACAUUUUUAUUACAUUGAUUGAUUGCAGGGAUGUAAUAUGCGAGAGAAUUUGGACCAAAUGAAUUUGACCAGUUUCUCAUAUUGUAGAAUGCACCUGGUUAAUAAAGGAAGAGACUUGAUUUAUUAUCAUAGCAUGUAGCCCUUAAAAAAAGAGUAAAGAAAGAAAACAGUGUUUCAGAGACACCCUAAAAGAACAUUAUUUUCAAACAUUAAUUGGAGUAAAUUAAAACCCAUAAUAAAUCAAAUAUAUAUAUGAAAAAACAAGAAAUACUGUCUUGGUGAAGCACAGCAAAUUCACUGUUCUGUCUCCACAGACACGGUUUAACCUCUGCUUCAGGCAUUACAGAGCUUGAGAUUUCACAACCUAACCCAUGACAUGGCAUUUAUCUCCCACAACGCUGCAUUAUCCUUUAGAGUUUCUACAUUGCGAUGUGAUUUGAUAGAUCCUUUAUUGUAAAGCAGGACCAUCAAAUUGGUACAGCACAAUUUUGUGCCUUGGGUACUCUGCAGAGUGGAUUAGGCGCAUUACAAAUCCCAUCUAUUAUUAUAAUAUUUAUAAUAAGAGAACAGGUGGGGAAUUGGUCAAGGGGCCGGGGAGCGUUUUUUAAAGUGGGAAUGGGGCUGAACAAGCAAAAAAAAUCAAUACCAAUAUCAUAUGCUAUUUAUACAUGUUUGUACAUGGCUUUGAAAAAGAAGUUACCUGAAACAAGUCCCUACUUUAUCAUUUGCAUUUUUCAUUAUUCCAAAUUUUAUGUUUGCAUUUGAAAGAAAGGCCAAGUCAACCCCAGUGAGUUGCUUUGAAUAAAUAGAGGAAAAUCAAAUAAGCAUACAUGUAGCACUGAAAAUUUCAUCAAAAUCGGAGGUAAAUUAAUAAAGUUUUGCUUAUUAUCCCCCUCAUAUGCAUAACACAAGUACAGGUAUGCAAAUGAAGAAACAGAUUUUUUGUCUUUUCAUUAUUAAAGCAAGUAUGAAAUAUUUUGAUUCUUCCUUCUAUAAUAUGAAAUGUGAAAUUACAAUUUAAUAACGUUGAUUCAGUCAAGAUAUUCAUUUAUUAAUGAAAUCAAUUUGGAAUGUUUGAUAGAGGCCUUUUUAAAAUAAUGAGAUCAAUAAUUAGUAUUCGACGCCAACUCUUUCAUUUGUGUAUUACCUGGUUUGCGCAUAUACAUUUACAUGUAUGUAACUGUUAUUUGAAAAAUAAACUGCAAAAGCAAUCAUAGUUUGAGAGCAUUGCAAACUUUCAUAUGAACUAGAAACCAAAGCAAAUUAUAUCAAGAAUGUCCCACACAAAGUACGUACAGGAAUUGACGAGGUGAUGACCAUUAAAAGAAAAUAAAAACUUUGGAACAAGAUAGCUUGUUUG
Molecule: messenger RNA, 8366 nt
Organism: Lytechinus pictus (painted urchin)
Lineage: Eukaryota; Metazoa; Echinodermata; Echinoidea; Temnopleuroida; Toxopneustidae
Product: inositol polyphosphate 5-phosphatase OCRL-like
Exons: 25
Coding region: 1023-4295 (1090 amino acids)
Biological process (GO): signal transduction; phosphatidylinositol dephosphorylation
Cellular component (GO): membrane
Molecular function (GO): inositol phosphate phosphatase activity; phosphatidylinositol-4,5-bisphosphate 5-phosphatase activity
Source: RefSeq, a predicted model, not a curated record